AUGUCAACUAAAGAGGACGCAAACACCAUUUUUGUUGCUCCUCUUUUCCAUCCUAUUCCUAUAUCAAGGUGGUGGUCGAAGGAGACGGUGGCGAUAGUGACUGGAGCAAACAAGGGCAUCGGAUUUUCCCUAGUUAGGCAGCUGGCGGAGCUAGGGCUUACGGUUGUUCUGACGGCCAUAGACCAUGGCCGCGGCCUUGCAGUCGUUGAAUUAUUGAAGAAUGAAGGCCUUCUCGUUCACUUUUGUAGGCUUGAUAUUUCUGACCAAAAUUCUAUCCAUGAUUUUGUGGCAUGGUUUCAACAUGCUUUUGGUGUUGUGGAUAUCCUGAAGCUGAAGAAUCCCAAAUUAAAAGCAAUCCUUCUCGAUGAAGAAAAUCUAUUGGAAUCGCAAUUAGAUGGAAUGAUCAAUUUAUUUCUAGAAGAUGUGAAAAAUGGGACAUGGAAAAGCAAUGGGGAUGGCCUCAAAUUUGGACUGACUAUGCAGUUUCAAAAUUGGCUCUUAAUUGGCUAG
Molecule: messenger RNA, 510 nt
Organism: Salvia splendens (bonfire salvia)
Lineage: Eukaryota; Viridiplantae; Streptophyta; Magnoliopsida; Lamiales; Lamiaceae
Product: (+)-neomenthol dehydrogenase
Exons: 3
Coding region: 1-510 (169 amino acids)
Cellular component (GO): membrane
Source: RefSeq, a predicted model, not a curated record